Messenger RNA from Anopheles stephensi (Asian malaria mosquito), 2758 nucleotides. It is a transcript of the gene mts, whose product is annotated as serine/threonine-protein phosphatase PP2A. Gene Ontology annotation, molecular function: protein serine/threonine phosphatase activity. Gene Ontology annotation, biological process: peptidyl-serine dephosphorylation; mitotic cell cycle. The transcript has 5 exons. Lineage: Eukaryota; Metazoa; Arthropoda; Insecta; Diptera; Culicidae. The record is from RefSeq and is a predicted model, not a curated record. Gene Ontology annotation, cellular component: cytosol. Bases 202 to 1131 code for a protein of 309 amino acids.
GUCACUCAUGCACCAACCUUUUCCCUAGAUACUGCGAGACAAAACGCAGCGUCGGCCAUUUUGUUAGAAAGAAGUGUGCUUCGCAGUCGAGAAGAUCCGAAAUUCGUAUGAAUUUCGGCACAAAACAGGCCAAUCAGUUGCAAGCCAGUGCGAAACCGUGUGAUUGGAACUCUUUUGACCGAUUUCAGCAUACCGAAUAGAAUGGAGGAUAAGGCUAUGCUAAAAGAUUUAGACCAAUGGAUCGAACAACUGAACGAGUGCAAACAAUUGACCGAAUCGCAAGUGAAAAUUCUGUGUGAUAAGGCGAAGGAAAUUCUAUCGAAGGAGUCGAACGUACAGGAGGUGAAAUGUCCGGUCACAGUAUGCGGAGACGUACACGGCCAGUUCCACGAUCUGAUGGAGCUGUUUCGGAUAGGCGGACGAUCACCGGACACUAACUAUCUGUUCAUGGGGGAUUACGUCGACCGUGGCUAUUAUUCGGUAGAGACCGUUACCUUGUUGGUGGCAUUGAAGGUCCGAUAUCGCGAAAGAAUUACGAUCCUUCGCGGCAAUCACGAGUCGCGACAAAUUACGCAAGUGUACGGUUUCUACGACGAGUGUCUGCGAAAGUACGGCAAUCCGAACGUAUGGAAGUUCUUUACGGAUUUGUUCGACUAUCUGCCGCUGACGGCCCUGGUCGAUGGACAGAUCUUCUGCCUGCACGGAGGGCUCAGCCCAUCGAUCGAUACGCUUGAUCACAUUCGAGCACUCGAUAGACUUCAGGAGGUGCCACACGAAGGUCCCAUGUGCGACCUGCUCUGGUCCGAUCCGGAUGACCGAGGCGGCUGGGGAAUUUCGCCCCGAGGCGCAGGUUACACAUUCGGACAGGACAUUUCGGAACUGUUCAAUCACACAAACGGGCUGACAUUAGUAUCGAGAGCACAUCAGUUAGUAAUGGAAGGAUACAAUUGGUGCCACGAUCGCAAUGUUGUCACAAUUUUCUCUGCCCCGAACUACUGCUACCGUUGUGGCAAUCAGGCAGCAUUGAUGGAACUGGACGAUGCACUCAAGUUUUCAUUCCUACAAUUUGAUCCAGCUCCACGCCGUGGCGAACCACAUGUGACCAGAAGAACGCCGGAUUAUUUCCUUUAAGAACAAUAUCCUUACUAUAUGAUGCUGAAAUAAUAGCACGAGUAAAAACAAAUUAAGCAGGUACACAAACAUUAAGCGAAACAGACAGGCCAACUAACGCUGCAUCAUACAAUAGAAGAAGAGAAGAGACAGAAAAAGGGAAAACGAAUGGCACUCACAGCAUGCUAUGUGUGUAUUACGGUGUGGAGAGAGGCGAAACAGCUGCAGCAGCAUCAGCAUCAGUGCAGGCUAGUGUAGUAGUGUCGUGAUGUCAUCAUUGUGUGCAACAGCAUUGACUCCCCCGAGCAAAAUGAGAUGAGGAUAUGUGUGUGUGCGUGUGUGCGUGUAAUAAUGCCGCCGUGAGUAUGGCGCUCGUACAACCAACCAACACAUCUAAGCAUAAUAAUUACAUCGUAAUCAAACAAUAAAGUGAAAGAGCUAUUAUUUAACGAACGAACAAGAAGGGAACAGCAGCCAGCCAUCGCAGCAAACAGUGACUAGCGACAUCCUUUGCCAAGCAAAAUCAUUUUGCACUCAAAAAAUCCGAUCAAGGAAGGAGUGAAUGGCUUUCGCCCGUUUGCUCACAUAUACACGGACUUUGAAAAGGAAGGACACACACACACCUAUAAUAUGCAGGCUAUGCUGCCUUCGGUAUGGAAAAGAAUACAAAACGCAAGGGAAGAAUGAACUUUGUUCGCGUAUUUCUGUGCUGCUGGUUGGUUGGGAUAUCGAUGGCGGCGCUUAUUUCUAUACUGUUGAGCUGUUGCGAAGAAGAAGACACACCACACAAGGCCGGGGGCUUUUCGCAUCUGGUCGGAAAAGGUGGUGGUCCCUUCUUUGUGCAGGUGAAGUGGCGAGAGGAAGACCGACCCGGUACACCCGGUUGGGCAAUGAUCAAUCAAUGAUAGGGAUUGCGGAGAGGGAGCAAGUUGUGAAGUUGAUGCAAGCUUGAAGCGGCGUUGCACUUCACCUGCAUGCAUCCAUUCGCCUGCAGCGGAAGAUUCGGAAAAGGACGAAACGGCGUAGUAGUUUGGAAACAAAAACCGGAUGAAAUUGUAAUACUACUCUACUACUACCACUUACUACUUAGACAGGAAAGGAAAGGAAGAAGAAGAACGAUGUGAGAAAGGUAUCCGUCUGUAUGUGUGCGAACGCGCACAUCGCCCUGGUGAGAGGGAAGUAGGCAAGAGCGCACCACAGAAAUAAGUGCACACUCUACAUAUACGAGAGAAGAGGUAUUGCAAUGGCUCCAACAAUGGGGAUAAGCACACGACGACAUACACACUCCCCCCGCCCUUCCCACCUCCCUUAAAAGCCUUUUCGUCGACGAUCGGUCAUUGUAUUUCAAAUAUCACACGUGCUUAUCAUUUUGCAUUAUUAGGUUGCGACUUGGCAGUAAUAGGGGACGGCCAUACAGAAGGGCUUUAGUUUACCGUAUUCUACACGCGCGUGCGAUAGAGAGAGCGAGAGCGAGAGAGCGAGGGAUGGAUGGGGAAGGAUUUUACGGCUAAGGGAAAUAAUAAGUUCUAUUUAUGACCGCGGAUACAGGAACGUAGGGUCCCUCUCGCCGUAUUGUUUCGCUGCAUGAUCCAUACAACAAAACCGAUUGGUUUAAUAAAAACAUAUGCAAGCAUUUGUGUCAGCAAAA